UAACAACAUCUCUAACAACAUCUCCAAACGCCGAAGUGCUAGUAUCCUUUAGUACCUAGAAGCAAUAUCGGAAAUCCGAUUGGCCUAGGCCUGCGAGCGUUUAUCAUCGAGAUAACUAGUAAUUCCAUUUGCAACAAACAUGUCAUCAAACUCGCAAUCCUACUCCUACAGUUACUACAGCUCCUCGACAUCGUCGAACGGCGGCCCCCCACAGACCACAGCUUACGCUGAGCGCAGCUACACGGAUAAGGAUGGUACAACUACCGAGCGUCUACGUAAACUACCUGGGCAGCAGCCUGUUUACGAGUCCGCAGGGCGAGCAGGCGAUAACCACGUAGAGGGGAGAGCCUCAGGCUCACAGAACCGCAUCACUGAUGUCACGGAUGUCGAUCGGCAAUACCUAGAACGCAUGGGGGAAGAGUACGCAAAGAGAGAAGGCGGUGCUUAGAUGAACGAAGAGGACAUACUUUGUAUGAUAAGGCUGAUGCAGGUGAAGAGGAAUGGCACGGCGGGGUGAUUUCAUGGUGUUAGAGAUAGGCAGAAUGGUCGAAUUAUGAACUGCCCCAUCUUCGGCGCUAUUAAAUGUUAACAUCGAUGCCUCCUCAUCAAGAACUACACAGUAGAGCUGCUACGUGAAUACGAUACUCCACGAAUGGGGGAUUCCGCAGCAUGGAUAGUCCCGCAUACGGGGUUACCCGCAGUGACGGCGCGAACUCUACUCGUCAAAGGACGAGAUGAUUGACUGCUGCAGCUUUCGAUUAUCUCUUGUAAUGUGAUCGCGUACUCGUCCCGCGCCUUUCUAUUGCA
This is a messenger RNA of Xylaria bambusicola, 807 nucleotides long. RefSeq lists its product as uncharacterized. The transcript has a single exon. The record is from RefSeq and is a predicted model, not a curated record. NCBI's taxonomy places the organism in Eukaryota, Fungi, Ascomycota, Sordariomycetes, Xylariales, Xylariaceae. Bases 140 to 448 code for a protein of 102 amino acids.